UUUGUGCGCUCUGUUAUCAUUCACAUGGUGAUUGGUGUGACGCGCAUGUGCAAUCAAGCGCGGUUCCGUUUUACUUGAACACUAUUGUGUUAGGCGUGCAGUGAUCAGUUUUACUCUAUCGUAAAUUCGAUUUUGUCUUCCAGUUUAUCGGAAUUUUAAUGGGUUUUUUACAAGUUUUAAUAUAAAGAAUUUGUUGCUUUUUAUCUGAAUAAAGAGAACAAGAAGAGGAAGAGGAAAAAGGAGAAGGAAGAAAGUUGACCUGCUGAACGCGUUGAUAGUUGGAGGAGUUCUCUCACAGACGUGAAGUGUUGAAACAACCAUCAGUGUCAGUGGUGGGUGUGUAGGUGCGCGUGCGUGAGUGAGGUCGUGAUCAGUGGUCGUGACGCGGAAUGGACAGGACACGCGUGCAGACUGUCGCAAUUGCUGUGAGACGAACGCCACCGCUGUUGUGAUGGAAAUAUUCAGGUGGCACAGCUCGCGAGCGUCAAGGCAUGGAGUGAAGAAGCGUUCCGGACCCCUUCAAUGGGCCAGAGGGUUAGCAUGUGUCAUAAAGGAUAUCGUCGCGGAAAAAAACGUUAGUAACACUGCCGGGAUAAUGGUUUACACUAUAGGGUUGAGGUUACAUGUGCGGAGUGGAGAUGAACAGGUGAGAAUGACGGCAGAGACGAUGCCGGUGGCGCCGCCCCCGGGGGCAGAAGCGGGGGCGGGGGGAGCAGGUGGCGGCCACUGCCAGUACUACGACCCCGAGUACGCGCGAAUGGAGGCUUGGCUCGACGAGCACCCAGAGUUUGUCGAGGACUACUUCAUCAGAAAAGCGACGCGACAGGUGGUGGACGCGUGGCUGAUCUCGCACGCGACGCCGACCGGUUCGUCGUCAGGCGGCUGCUGUGAGCUGGGCUCGCCCGUUCAGGCGCCCUGUCCGGCGUCGCGGGCCUCAUCCGGCGCCACGACUCCAGUGCGCAAGAUAUCGGCGCACGAGUUCGAACGCGGCGGCCUGCUGAAGCCGAUCGUGAACACCAUCGACGGCACUCCCACCUUCCUGUCGGUGACGCCGGCCGGGGAGGUGGGGGGCGUCUCCACCACCUCCAACGCCAACAGCACUGCCUCCCGCGAGAGGGCGCAGCGCCGCUCACGCAACGAUCUCAGGCAUCUCGACGAGAAGGAGCUCAUUUUCGAGUUGGUAAAGGACAUCUGCAAUGAGCUGGAUGUGCGCUCGCUGUGUCACAAGAUCCUGCAGAACGUCAGCACUCUGCUGCAUGCCGACAGGGGGUCGCUGUUUCUAGUCCAGGGAGAGAGGGAACAACAACAGCCUUCUGCGGCACCCAACAACAACAACAACAACAACAACAUGGAACAACCGAAAGCGGCCAUCGUUCCCUCCACCGUCGCCUCGCAACACAAUAGUAAUAACAAUAGUAAUAGUAGUAGUAUUUCUUCUGUCAGUAUUAACAACCAUGUGAAUAGGCCUGCAGCCGCAGCACCGGUUGGGUGCAUCAGUAUUGAGGAGCAGCGCAACUGCCCCCGGUCUUCGCCACCCCCAGCCACCACCGCCUCCCUGAACGCGGUCGUCGGCUGUAUCGGCUCCACCAACACCGGCUCGCUCCCCGCCCCCGGCUCCACCCCCGCCUCCAGGCACCACCAACACCACCACCCAUCCGCCGCCUCCGAGGGCUGCCAGCCGUCGCGCUGCCUCGUCUCCAAACUGUUCGACGUCUGCUCGCGCUCCACCCUCCAAGAGAUGGAGAAGAAGGAGGAGAUUCGCAUUCCGUGGGGCAUGGGCAUUGUCGGCUUUGUCGCCGAAAGCGGCCAGCCCGUCAACAUACCUGAUGCCUACAAGGAUGAGCGAUUCAACCACGAUAUCGAUGUCCGGACCGGCUAUAAAACCAGAACACUUCUCUGCAUGCCAAUUAAAGACAUUAAUGGCGAAGUCAUAGGGGUUGCUCAGGUGAUCAACAAGUUCGGAGAUUCCAGCUUCACCGUGAACGAUGAGAAAGUAUUUUCAAGUUAUCUUCAAUUCUGCGGUAUCGGCCUACGGAAUGCUCAGCUUUAUGAGAAAAGCUUACUUGAAGUCAAGAGAAAUCAGGUGCUUUUAGACUUGGCGAGAAUGAUCUUCGAAGAGCAGAGUACAAUAGAGCACAUGGUAUUCAGGAUAUUGACUCACACCCAGUCCUUAAUUCAGUGUCAUAGAGUUCAGGUAUUACUUCUGCACAAAGCUUCAAAAGGCAGCUUUUCGCGGGUUUUUGACUUCCAGGCGAGUGACUUGGAAAGCAGUGCGACUGAGGAGCGAACAAGCCCAUUUGAAAGCAGAUUCCCGAUCAAUAUCGGAAUCACUGGCUAUGUAGCCACCACUGGUGAGACUGUUAAUAUUGUGGAUGCGUACAAAGACCAAAGAUUUGAUCCAUCUGUAGAUGUAGAAACAAACUUCAGGCAUAGAAGCAUCCUUUGUAUGCCAAUCAAGAAUUCUUCUGGACAGAUUAUUGGAGUCAUACAACUUAUCAACAAAUUCGAGGAUUUACCGUUCACAAAGAACGAUGAGAACUUUGUUGAAGCGUUUGCAAUUUUCUGUGGAAUGGGAAUUCACAACACGCACAUGUAUGAGAAGGCUGUGAUAGCUAUGGCAAAGCAGAGUGUCACGCUGGAUGUUCUAAGUUACCAUGCUUCUGCAUCGCUAGAAGAUGCACAGAGACUGAGGGUACGUUCCAAAAAAAUGCGGGUUCCAUCUUCAGCAACAUUCAUGCUUCAUGAUUUUAAAUUUGAUGACUUGAGAUUGUCAGACGACGACACGCUUAAGGCAUGUUUGAGAAUGUUCCUUGAUUUGGAUUUUGUGGAGAGGUUUCAUAUAGACUACGAAGUACUCUGCAGAUGGCUUCUGAGUGUCAGAAAGAACUACAGGAAUGUCACAUAUCACAAUUGGAGGCAUGCUUUCAACGUAGCGCAGAUGAUGUUCUCUAUAAUCACAACUACUCAGUGGUGGAAGAUCUUUGGCGAACUUGAAUGCAUGGCUUUGAUUAUCGCCUGUCUAUGUCAUGAUCUAGAUCAUCGAGGAACCAACAACUCAUUCCAAAUAAAGGCAUCAUCACCCCUUGCUCAGCUGUAUUCUACGUCUACCAUGGAACACCAUCACUUCGAUCAAUGCAUCAUGAUUCUCAAUAGUCAGGGAAACCAAAUUCUUUCAAAUCUAUCACCCGAUGAAUACUCAAGAGUUAUAAAGGUAUUAGAAGAUGCGAUCCUCUCCACUGAUCUGGCUGUCUAUUUUACAAAACGAGGAAUGUUCUUGAACCUUGUCAGAGAAAGAUCCUAUAAUUGGAGUAGGGAAGACCACAGAGAACUGCUGAGGGGAAUGACAAUGACAGUUUGCGAUCUUGCAGCCAUCACCAAGCCAUGGAAUGUUGAGAAGAGGAUAGCGGAACUGGUCACUAGCGAAUUCUUUGAACAAGGAGAUAUUGAAAGACAAGAACUCAACAUCACACCUAUUGACAUCAUGAAUAGAGAGAAAGAAGAUCAACUUCCAGCCAUGCAAGUUGAUUUCAUCGAUUCGAUAUGCUUACCUAUUUACGAAUCAUUUGCUGAACUUUCGGAAAAAUUGAGACCACUGGUGCAAGGUGUCCUGGUUAACAGAAAACAUUGGGAGAAAAUUGCCCUGGAGAACAAUCAGAAGAGGAAUGACCAUCAGAUGGAGGAGGAUGACUCUUAAACUCAGGCAUCUACAAAUCCUAUCAAUGCGGGCCAAGCUUCCAGGGAUUGACAGAAGCAUGAACCUUUGGAGAAGUUAAAGUUCCUGGAAAUGGUGUGUGAAUUUUUUCUUCCAGACCCCACCUAAACCUCUUUCUUUAAAGGUUUCUUUCUGGAAUAAUUUUUCCUAUGUGCAAAUGAAUGUAAUGUUAUGUACAGAACUGAAACGAAAGUAACAUACCAGUUGUAAGAAUCCUAUUUAUGUAGACAAUUCUUGUAUAUUAUGUGUAAUUGAUGAAUCCUGUCGAAUAGUAUUUUUUCUAUGAUAUUGAUCGAAAUAAGUUUUAAUUUAAUUGUUUUAUUUGUGAUAUGAACUGUUGUAAACUCUUUUAAUAUUUAACUGAAUUGAAAAUAAAUUAAUUCCAGUUAAUAGUAGUA
Messenger RNA from Nilaparvata lugens (brown planthopper), 4110 nucleotides. RefSeq names its product dual 3',5'-cyclic-AMP and -GMP phosphodiesterase 11. The record is from RefSeq and is a predicted model, not a curated record. Gene Ontology annotation, molecular function: 3',5'-cyclic-AMP phosphodiesterase activity; protein binding; 3',5'-cyclic-GMP phosphodiesterase activity. Gene Ontology annotation, biological process: signal transduction. NCBI's taxonomy places the organism in Eukaryota, Metazoa, Arthropoda, Insecta, Hemiptera, Delphacidae. Bases 452 to 3694 code for a protein of 1080 amino acids. The transcript has 25 exons.